Salvia splendens (bonfire salvia) is the source of this 825-nucleotide messenger RNA. RefSeq names its product ATP-dependent DNA helicase PIF1-like. Bases 1 to 825 code for a protein of 274 amino acids. NCBI's taxonomy places the organism in Eukaryota, Viridiplantae, Streptophyta, Magnoliopsida, Lamiales, Lamiaceae. The transcript has a single exon. Gene Ontology annotation, biological process: DNA repair; telomere maintenance. Gene Ontology annotation, molecular function: DNA helicase activity. The record is from RefSeq and is a predicted model, not a curated record.
AUGGAAGAUUCUGUAAGCAAUAUAAAACCAGAGAGUGCACUUGUUGAACUGAUUGUAAGAGCUAAGCUUAUCAUAUGGGAUGAAGCCCCGAUGAUUCAUAAACAUUGCAUAGAAGCCGUGGAUAUGACUUUCAGAGAUAUUAUGCGUGUAUGUAAUGAGUUCAGUAUGGACAAACCUUUUAGCGGAAAAACAGUAUUUUUUUGUGGUGACUUCCUACAAAUCUUGCCAGUUGUUCCUAAGGGUAGUAGGCAAGAUAUUGUGAAUGUCGCCAUUAACUCUACAUAUCUUUGGAGGAAUUGCACAAUUCUGAGGUUGACCAAAAACAUGAGACUUUUGAGUGCUGCAUCUUCUGAUGAAGCUUCACGAUUGAAGGAAUUUUCUUCUUGGGUUGCUUCUAUUGGAGAUGGAGUUGUUGGUGGUCCAAAUGAUGGUGAAGUGACUAUUGAUCUUCCUUCUGACAUUGUUUUGUCUAAUUCUGUUGUUGAUGAGGUUAACCAAUUGAUGAUGUCGUUGGAUCAGUCUCAUGGUCGAGUUUAUUUGAGUUCUGAUAGUAUCUCAAACUCAGAUUUGACCUCAAAUGGCUUAGUUGAGAUACAUUCUGUUGAAUUUUUGAAUAAGUUGAAGUGUUCAGGUACACCUAAUCAUGAAUUGUUGUUGAAAGUUGGUACUCCUGUGAUGUUGUUAAGGAAUAUAGAUCACUCGAAUGGAUUGUGUAAUGGCACUAGACUGGUAAUUACGCGUUUGGGUGAUUAUAUUUUGGAGGGACAAGUAUUGGGUGGCCAUAAUAUUGGUCAUAAAGUUUUGAUUCCCCGAAAGUAUGAAUAG